GAACCCUCGGUGCGGGAGGCGGCGGAGAGAGCGCUCCGGCUGUCCCGGAGACACCGCCGGGCACGAUCAGGAAGAGGACCAGGAUCAGCAGGACCAGGAUCAGCAGGAGCAGGAUCAGGAGGAGCAGGAGCAGGAGCAGGAUCAGGAGGAGCAGGAGCAGGAGCAGUAGAGGGAGUAAAGACCUGAAGAAAUCCCAGAGGAUGGCUUCUGAUGCCAGUCAUAUGCUGGAAGCAGCUUUGGAGCAAAUGGAUGACAUCAUUGCAGGCACAAAGUCAGCCACAGAUUAUGCUAAUGGUGGUUAUGAUAUUGUGUCACCUGCUCCAUCAGUGUACCUGGGCACAUUUCAAAUUUUGCACCUCCUGGAGGAUCUGAAGAUGGCCCUGGAGAUGCUGGAGGACCCUCAGGAGAAAGAAGCUCUGCGAAACCAAAUCCCAGGGGCCACAGCACUGUGUCUGAGGGAGUGGUUUGAGGAGAACCUGUCACAGGUGAACCAUCAUUCAUCCAACAAUGAAACUUAUCAAGAAAGGUUGGCACGAUUAGAAGGUGAUAAAGAGUCGCUUAUCCUGCAGGUGAGUGUUCUCACAGACCAGGUGGAAGCUCAAGGAGAGAAAAUCCGGGACUUAGAAAUCUGUCUUGAGGGGCAUCAGCUGAAGCUGAAUGCUACAGAAGAAAUGCUCCAACAGGAGCUGCUAAGUCGCACAUCGCUCGAGACUCAGAAGUUGGAUCUGAUGGCUGAAGUUUCAGACCUGAAGAUUAAGCUGGUUGGUAUGGAAAAGGAGCAGAGUGAAUAUGAAGAGAAACAGAACAAAGCCGAGGGUUUGUUACAGGAACUCAGACACCUCAAAAUUAAAGUGGAAGAACUGGAAAACGAAAGAAAUCAGUAUGAGUGGAAAUUGAAAGCAACUAAAGCUGAGAUAGCCCAGCUCCAGGAGCAGCUGGCUCUCAAAGAUGCAGAGAUAGAACGCUUGCAAAGUCAGCUCUCCAGAACCUCCUCGUACACUGAAGUGGCAGAAAGAGAGGAAGUUUAUAGGAGAAGGCUAAAAGAAAAACACCAAGAAGUUCAGCGGUUGAAGAUAGGAAUGGAGACAUUAUUGGCUGCAAAUGAAGAAAAGGACCGUCGGAUAGAGGAGCUGACACUACUGCUAAGCCAGUACAGGAGGGUCAAGGACAUAAUGAUUGCAGCUCAUGGCUCUCCUGUCUCUGGUGGCAGUGAAGAGGAACUUGAGGCAACUUUAAGGAAGUGGAAUCUUUUUAAUAACUCUCAAGGAGAAUUACUGAAAACAGAGGCCUCUGCAGGAGAAUUGUCACCAGCUGUGCUCCCUCCAGUGCCACACAAAGCCGUGGAAAUCAGUGGAAGCAUUCCAGUACCUUCAAGUAAUUUAAACUCUCAGCAGGAAGAAUCGUUGGAAGUCACAAAUAGGGUUCCACAGAAAAAAAAGUCAAGUAGUUUAGAAGACCUGCAGAGCGAAUCCUUGGAAAAGUAUGUAGAUGGAAAACCAGCACAGCCUGUUGUAGAACAAGAGAGUAAGCCAGUGGGGAAAGGCAGCAAGUACCAAACGCUGCCAGGAAAGCUGCCCCGAGCCCUGCAGAACGGAGAGCAGGGAAUGUACAGCUCCCCAGAGGGGUGUGGCACGAGUGACAACGAUGACAACGGCGUCCCUGGCCUGAAUCGCGGCAGGAGUGUCAGUGCGCCUGUGCUAGGAGAAACAGAGAACAUGGAUGGCACAGUGGUCUCAGAUGACCUUUCACCUCUCUCUUCGGGAACGGAUUCAGGUCCACAAUCUCCGUGGUCUCCAGAAAACAGAAAAAGUCCAAAGGGGAUCAAGAAAAUCUGGGGAAAAAUCCGAAGAACUCAGUCAGGUAACUUCCCUGCAGACGACCUGGGCCUGGCAGAGUUUCGGAGGGGAGGUCUCCGGGCUACAGCUGGACCUCGCUUAUCCCGAUCCAAGGACACCAAAGGCCAGAAGAGCGACCACAAUGCCCCGUUUGCUCAGUGGAGCACUGAAAGAGUUUGUAACUGGCUUGAGGACUUCGGCCUGGGCCAGUACGUGAUUUUUGCCCGGCAGUGGGUGACGUCAGGCCACACGCUGUUAACUGCCACACCUCAGGACAUGGAGAAGGAAAUGGGAAUAAAGCAUCCACUGCAUAGGAAGAAAUUGGUUUUGGCCAUUAAAGCUAUAAAUGCAAAACAAGACGAGAAGUCUGCACAACUUGAUCAUAUCUGGGUGACACGGUGGCUCGAUGACAUUGGCUUACCCCAGUAUAAAGACCAGUUUCAUGAAUCCAGAGUAGAUGGGAGGAUGUUGCAGUACUUAACCGUGAAUGAUCUUCUCUUCCUGAAAGUCACCAGUCAGCUGCAUCACCUGAGUAUUAAAUGUGCCAUUCAUGUGCUGCACGUCAAUGGCUUCAAUCCCCACUGCCUGCGCAGGCGGCCAGUUGAGGAGAACAACGUGUCUCCUUCCGACGUGGUGCAGUGGUCCAACCACAGGGUGAUGGAAUGGCUCAGAUCAGUGGAUUUGGCAGAAUAUGCACCCAACCUUCGAGGCAGCGGAGUGCACGGGGGCCUGAUCAUUCUGGAACCCCGCUUCAAUGGUGACGCGCUGGCCAUGCUCCUGAAUAUCCCACCCCAAAAGACCCUCCUGCGCCGCCACCUCACCACCAAUUUUAACGUCCUAAUUGGGCCAGAGGCACAACAAGAAAAAAGAGAAACCAUGGAGUCAGCAGCAUACACACCUCUGACCACCACUGCCAAAGUUCGGCCAAAGAAACUUGGAUUUUCGCAUUUUGGAAACUUAAGGAAAAAGAAGUUUGACGAAUCAACAGACUACAUUUGUCCUGUGGAUACAAGCCCAGCUGCUACGAAUGGUACUUCGAAAAACUACGGUGGCUACAAAGGACUUAGUCCUUUCACUGACAGGGAACUGGAUCAGAUGGAACACUCAGAAGGCACAGUAAUGCAAAUAGGGGCUCUUUCCCAAGGCAUAACCCACCUCACGACACUGCUGAGCCAGGAUGAAAUGCUGAAUGACAGCAGGUUUUUAACACCAACCUUUGAAGACUGGAGAUGAUGCUUCAGCAUGACCAAGAUUGCUACUCGUACCUCACGCCUGCAGGAGUGGCCAGGAGCAGCUGGAUGCUGUGGAGCAGGAAAGCUUUACCUCUUUUCUGCCACUGCCACCUCCCACCUAGCAUUUCCUACCGUCAGUGUAGCCACACCUUACAGGUAACUCUCCUCUGUGCUGUUUUCCCACAUCAUGAAAUAGGAAACAGGUGUUGGGAGAGGAGUGGGACUCAUAUCCAGAGUCUGGAAAGCAAAGACUGGCAGUGCUUUGUCCUUUUAUUCAGUUAACUUUUACAUGCCAUGUUGAUGUACUGUUACGUGAAAGACCUUUUGUAAUUUUUUAUUUUUAUAAUUAACUCCUGGUGCAGGAAUCAUUAAUACAUAAUUGUAUCACAGGGGCUAAAUCAGAGCCACCUGGAAUUCAGCUGGAGGCUGGUGAGAGCAGCAGUAAUGGCUCACUCACCACUCCUGUGGUCUUGCCAGACUGGUCCCCAGGAAGGAUUUCAAUCCCUUCUCCCUUUCACUGGCACCUGUCCUGCCCUCUUUUUAUCCAAGUCAGUGUGCUGUGGGAUGGGAAGAAUGGAACACAGUACUGUCCAUCAAGCCCUUGCUUUUAUUAGGAUGACAAGCUGCCAUGUUCACAAAUCUUUACCUGAGGCAAAAACAACUGCAGCAGUGAAUGUAACUCUGAGACUACCAGGAAAGUACCAGAAAAAAACACAGAUUUGUUUCUUUAAAACACCUGACAAAAUCUGUUGCUGCUGUACUGGGCUAGAGAGGACUGCAUCAGAGGGAAAUAUGGCCUCUCACUUUUUGAGGGGCUGAGGGUGAAGUUGUCACCUUUACAGCACUUGUGGCAUUUGUUUAGUUUACAUGUACAUCUCCUGUAUUAAUGAGCUAUUAAAAAGCUCUCUUAGUAAACAGAUAAAUGCCAGAAAAAAAUCUCCUUAAUUGUAAUGAAAAGUACUCUGUACAGGGCUGGUGUGCAUUGCUCUCUCCUUGCUGGCUGCAGGUGUUGCUUUAGAUUCCAAUAUAGCCUGAGGGCAGGUCACUGCCAGCCACAACCCUCCCAAAGAAAGAGGGAAGCUCCAGGGCUGGCCACAGGAUGCAGCCAAGGGCUCUUUGAGAACUACCUGGGGUGCUUUUUACAGAUAAUCUACCCUGGUCCUCACUUCACCAGUCUCUCAUGACAGACCUUGCACUGUAUGGUCAGGUGUAAGAAGAUAAACACAUUAUUUACACAGUGGUAAAAUCAAGGCAAAUUCUUUUCAAUCACUGCAAACUGAAAAAAAAAAAUGCGAAUUCAGAAGAAUGAGAAAUAAGUCUACACAUCAGCAAAGUACUAAUGUUUAAUGUUUAAUAAAAGGUGUUAAAUGUACCGGUCUGGCAAUGCAGUCAGGUACCAUGGGCAUUUGAAAUACUUUGUCAGGUCAAUUAGCCAACAGACUUAUUACAGCACUGCAAAUGGGAUUGGCUGCUCCAGCUGCCCUGGGAUAGUCCAAACACAGUAUUUCCUGUUUUCUUUCAAUGCUGUAUUUACAACUCAGUGUGUUGUUGUGCUAACUUGGCUGUGAAUAGUCAAUCCACAAAACAAUUGAUUCUUCUUUUAAAUAUACGUAGUAAGAAAUCCUAGUUAGCAUAACACUGGUAUAAAUGCUUAUUUCUUGAAUGUUAUGAAUAAAUUCUGAAUGUUCCCCUCUC
Vidua chalybeata is the source of this 4762-nucleotide messenger RNA. It is a transcript of the gene PPFIBP2, whose product is annotated as PPFIA binding protein 2. Gene Ontology annotation, cellular component: presynaptic active zone. NCBI's taxonomy places the organism in Eukaryota, Metazoa, Chordata, Aves, Passeriformes, Viduidae. The transcript has 29 exons. The coding region runs from base 201 to 3068 and encodes 955 amino acids. Gene Ontology annotation, molecular function: protein binding. The record is from RefSeq and is a predicted model, not a curated record. Gene Ontology annotation, biological process: neuromuscular junction development.